Molecule: messenger RNA, 1590 nt
Organism: Komagataella phaffii GS115
Lineage: Eukaryota; Fungi; Ascomycota; Pichiomycetes; Pichiales; Pichiaceae
Product: Glycerol proton symporter of the plasma membrane, subject to glucose-induced inactivation
Exons: 1
Coding region: 1-1590 (529 amino acids)
Biological process (GO): carbohydrate transport; transmembrane transport
Cellular component (GO): membrane
Molecular function (GO): carbohydrate:proton symporter activity
Source: RefSeq, a predicted model, not a curated record
AUGGGACUCUACAAGAAGCAUUUCGGACUAUCAGGUAAUGCCCUGUUGGCUUGCCUCACCUUGGUGAAUGGUUUAACUAUGGGCUGGUUUGGUUACGACCAAGGUGUCUUUUCAGGCGUUCUUAUCUCGUCUGACUUUAAAUAUCAUUUUCCAGAGACGCUCGACGCUAACAUUUCUGGUAUUACUUCAAGUUGUUUUUCUCUUGGUGCCUUCAUUGGGUGUCUGGUAGCUUUCGCUUUUGGAGAUAAACUAGGAAGACGAAGAACUAUUAUGGUUGGAAGUGCUUGCAACACCAUCGGUGCUGUACUGCAAAUCGCUGCUUUUCACUUGCCCAUGAUGAUUAUUGGACGUAUAAUAAACGGGUUUGGUAUGGGUAUGACAUCAUCCACAUGUCCUGUCUACCAGGCCGAAUGUACCAAGGCCAAGUACCGUGGACGUUUGGUGGUCGUGGGAUCUCUUUCCAAUACUUUUGCCUACAUGUUGGCAAACUGGAUGAACUAUGGCCUCUAUUUUUCUUCAGGUCCUUUGCAGUGGCGAUUUCCCCUAGCCUUCCAACUUUUGUUCCCAAUUAUUUCAGUUCCAAUUCUGUGCUUCUUGCCUGAAUCACCUCGUUGGUUGUUGAAUAAAGGACGCACUCAGGAGGGGCUUUCCACUAUCGCCUUGCUGUGGGGAAAGAAUCUGGAAGUUACUAAUGAAACAGUUCAGGACGAGUACCUGUCCAUUUUGGAUGCUAUUGAGCAAGAAAGACUUGACAGAGUUCCAUUCAAAGACGUUAUCAGAUUCAGAGACAAGACUCAGAACAUGCGUCGUAUUCUCUUGGGAAUGGGUACUCAAUUCAUGCAACAGUUCACUGGUGUCAAUGCCCUCGGUUACUACUUACCAACUAUCUUGACUGAGCAGCUUGGUUUCACCGAAGCUAUGGCCAAGUUAUUAUCCGCCUGCAACGCUACUUCUUAUCUGGGAUCUGCCUUCGUGUGUUUGAUCAUUAUCGACUUGGUUGGUAGAAGGAGAAUGAUGAUCUACGGAUCCGUUGGAUGUUGUAUCACUUAUAUCGUUGCUGCUGCUUCUGUCAAGGUUGCCGAGACUAGACUGGCUUAUGAGAUGGGUGCAUUGACGGUUUCGAUGUUUUUCCUGUAUUAUGUCAUUUAUGGAACAUCUUAUGCCAAAGUGCCUUGGGUGUACUCUUCUGAAAUUAACUCUAUUGGAUGGAGAACCAGAGGUGCAGCAGCUGCUACCGCCACAAACUGGAUUUGUGGUUUCUGUAUCACUCAAUACACUAAGAAAGCUGUCAACAACCUGGGUUGGGGAUUUUACUUGCUGUUUGCAUUUAUUGUCCUGUGCUACGUGCCAGUAGUGUUCUGUCUCUAUCCAGAGACAUCCAGGCGUUCUUUGGAGGAUUUGGAUUACAUGUUUAUCCAGUAUCCAUCGCCAGUUGUGUUCAGACACAAGGCUCUGACUCAAAGAGAGAGACCAGAAGAGUUUGUCUUGGCCGAAAAGGAGAGAAUUCUGAGAGGAGAAAAUUUGACUACGAAGUUAGACAACGACUCCGAUCGCAAGUCUGCGACCAUUACUCACGUAGAGAGAGUUUAA